GUUAUUUCUAUCUUUCCUUUUCAGAAAACCCCGACAGCUCAUGCCAUGAAGGAGGAGAACUUUCUUCGUCGCAGGUUCUCCCUCUGCCCAGCCUCAUCCACCCCUCAGAAGGUUGAUCCUCGCAAGCUGACGCGCAAUCUGUUCUUCGGGGCCGACAAUGAUAUCUAUCCACUCAGUCCAGGAAAAGAUGUGGAAGGAAACAGCCCAUCGAUGCUGAAGGAUGAGACUCCGCAGACACCAAACUCAGUUAGCAAGAUCGAAUAUAAGUUUUGCAAUGGAUCUGACAAAGAGUGUGUGUCUCCCACAGCCAAAUUCACUAAAAAGGAAACACUGAAGGUCCAAAAAAAAAAUUACAGACAGGAGAAGAAAAGAGCUACCAAACAACUCUUCAGUGCUCUGAAGGAUCCCAGUGUAGUGAUCACAGCAGACUGGCUGAAGAUUCGUGGGACCCUGAAGAGUUGGACCAAGCUGUGGUGCGUUCUGAAACCUGGAGUGUUGCUGAUUUAUAAGACGCCAAAGAUCGGACAGUGGGUUGGGACAAUCUUGCUCCAUUCUUGUGAGCUGAUCGAGAGACCCUCCAAAAAGGAUGGCUUCUGUUUUAAACUUUUUCAUCCUUUGGAUCAGUCAAUCUGGGCUGUAAAGGGCCCGAAGGGAGAAAACGUUGGUUCCAUCACUCAGCCUCUUCCCAGCAGCUACUUGAUUUUCAGAGCAGCCUCUGAAUCAGAUGGCCGAUGCUGGCUGGAUGCUCUGGAACUUGCCCUGCGUUGCUCCAGCCUCUUCCGGCUCAGUGCCUCCAAGCAGGGGAAGGAUGGAGAAAUGAAUGGCUCAAGUGAUUCUGCACAUGCAGGGCUCAACAACAUCUUGCACACAAGCACCAUCUCGGACCAGGAGUUCUUCCAUUUGAACGAUUCGGCCCUGGAGAACCACCACCAGUUGGAAAAUGAUGCUUUUUCUGACAAGUCUGAGAGAGACAAUGUGGAAGAAUCGGAGAAUGAAACACAGGAGAACAGCCGGAAAACAAAUGAAAGCGAGAGCGAGCAGUCAGAGAUCCAUGGAGAAGUUUCUCCAGAAAGGAAAGGAACAACUUACGUUGAACAGAUCUAUGAAGAAUUUGGGGAGACAGGUGAAUCAUCUCAAACAGAAACUGUCUCUGAGGAGAACAAGAACCUGAUGUGGAUCCUGCUGAAGCAGCUGCGGCCUGGCAUGGAUCUGUCUCGGGUGGUGCUGCCCACCUUCAUCCUGGAGCCACGCUCAUUCCUGAACAAGCUCUCCGAUUACUAUUACCAUGCUGAUCUGCUUUCCCAGGCUGUUCUUGAAGAUGAUCCAUACAGUCGAAUGAAGCAAGUUUUGAGGUGGUAUCUGUCUGGCUUCUACAAAAAGCCAAAGGGAAUAAAAAAGCCAUACAACCCUAUUCUUGGCGAGACAUUUCGCUGCUGUUGGUUUCAUCCUCAGACGAACAGUCACACGUUUUACAUAGCAGAACAGGUCUCCCAUCAUCCACCAGUGUCAGCUUUUCAUGUCAGCAAUAGGAAGGAUGGGUUUUGCAUUACUGGCAGCAUUCUAGCACGAUCCAAGUUUUAUGGUAACUCACUUUCUGCAUUGCUGGAUGGGAAGGCAAAGCUUAUGUUUCUAAGCAGAGGGGAAGAUUACAUAAUUACAAUGCCAUAUGCCCACUGUAAAGGAAUUUUAUAUGGUACCAUGACAAUGGAGCUUGGAGGGAAAGUUACCAUUGACUGUGAGAAAACUAACCACAGGGCAGAACUGGAAUUCAAGCUUAAGCCCUUCUUUGGUGGCAGCACAAGCAUUAAUCAAAUCUCUGGGAAGAUUAAAUCAGGAGAAGAAGUGCUAGCAAGUCUCGAUGGACACUGGGAUGGGGAAGUACAUAUAAAUGAGUUGAAAAAUGGGAAUGUAGAAGUGUUCUGGAACCCAACUAGUGAAGUACGAAAACAGAGACUGAAGCGCCAUAUUGUGCUAUUUGAGGAGCAGACUGACUUUGAAUCAGAAAGGUAAGAAGCCCUGGGUGUGUCUCACU
This is a messenger RNA of Meleagris gallopavo (turkey), 2032 nucleotides long. Lineage: Eukaryota; Metazoa; Chordata; Aves; Galliformes; Phasianidae. The record is from RefSeq and is a predicted model, not a curated record.